Messenger RNA from Blumeria graminis f. sp. triticale, 366 nucleotides. Lineage: Eukaryota; Fungi; Ascomycota; Leotiomycetes; Helotiales; Erysiphaceae. The record is from the annotation of a GenBank genome assembly.
AUGGCGCGGAUCUUCCUCACUCUAGUUACUGCUGCGAUAUUUUGCUUUUCUUACUCAAAUGCCCAGUUCGAGUUUUUUGAACAAAUGUUCUCCAAUCACCACGAACAACAACACCACCAACCGCAAAAUAGCCCCCCAGAUUCUGCGGGUUACCAAACAGCUUACGAAGAUACAUACUGCACUAAUUACCUGUGUCCCGAUACCCUAGCCUGUGUUGAAUCUCCAAAUAAUUGCCCUUGUCCACACCCCCGUGUCGAAGAGAAGUUCGUUAUAGGAGAGGGAAAAUAUCUCUGUAUUAGUAAGGGAGGGUUUAAGCCUGGAGAAGCCGCAAGAAAAGUCGAACUAGCCAGGAAAGGAUUACUGUGA